This is a messenger RNA of Ascoidea rubescens DSM 1968, 2640 nucleotides long. RefSeq names its product potassium ion transporter. Bases 1 to 2640 code for a protein of 879 amino acids. Gene Ontology annotation, biological process: potassium ion import across plasma membrane; intracellular potassium ion homeostasis. Lineage: Eukaryota; Fungi; Ascomycota; Saccharomycetes; Ascoideales; Ascoideaceae. The record is from RefSeq and is a predicted model, not a curated record. Gene Ontology annotation, molecular function: high-affinity potassium ion transmembrane transporter activity. Gene Ontology annotation, cellular component: plasma membrane. The transcript is spliced from 2 exons.
AUGCUAACCACAAUUUCCCACUACUAUGAAGUCGCCAAACAAAAGCUAUUAUAUCUCUCUGGUAAAUCACAGCUUAUUCUUAACAAAUUGUUUCCUUCAUUUAUUGCUGUACAUUAUGGCUACAUUUUGACGCUAACCUUUCUUGGUUCCAUUCUUUUGUAUGCUCCACCAAUGUCUGAUAAAUCAUCUGUUCAUUCCAUUUCUUACAUCGAUGCAUUAUUCUUCAGUGCUUGCGCUUGUACCCAAGCAGGUUUAAAUACAAUCGACUUGAAUGAGCUUUCUUUGUUUCAACAAAUCACCAUUUACAUCCUCUGCAUGAUCACCACUCCAAUUUUUAUUCACUCUUCAGUUUGCGUUAUCAGACUAUACUGGUUUGAAAAGUUCUUUGAUAAUAUCAAAUUUACCUCAAAAUUGAACCAUAAAAUGAGAAGAUCAAACACUUUAGCUCAAAGAAUUAAUUUAUCAAAUUCGACUAAUAAAAAUAUUCCUCUUCAUAAUUUGAAUCUAAGAAACCCAACUCUAACUAAUGAGCUCACCCCGAAUAAAAACAUCCCCAAUACUUCCGCAGCUAACAUUACUUCAACAAAUCUUAAUAAUGGUAAUUCUAAUGAAAUAAAUAACCAAGAUAACCAAGAUAAUCACAAUAACGAUUUUUCAACAACUAAUCAAAAUAGAGAUAUCAAAUUUGCCGAAAAUUUACCUCACCCAUCAAAGGCCAAGAAAGCAAGACAAAAUUUCAACCCCGAAGAAUUUUCAAGAUCAAUUCAAAUGUUGAAAAAUAAUCUUGCUAACCAACCAAUCAACGACGAAGAUGAUGGUCCUGCUUUAAUUAUCAAUGGUCCCGCAGAGAGAGAAGAAAAAUUGAAAAAGAAAAACCUCAAUUUAAAUUUACAUAAAUCAAGAUCAAACACUUUGAAUAAAUUAAGAUCUAGAGCAAAUUCUUAUCCUUUUAAACCUUGGAAUAAAUUUAAAAAAUAUAACAAUAACAAUAACAAUAACAAUAACAUAAACAAAAACAAUCAUGAUGAUAGCAAUGAUAAAUCUUUUGAUAUUUCGAAAAGCCCUAUAAUCAAUACAGAUAUUCAAAACAAUAACAAUAAAAACACAGACCUUCAAAUAAAUACCCCUAAUAUAUCAAAAUUUCCAUCUGCUACCUUUGACAAGUUAAUUAAGGAUAAGCUUAAUAAAAUUAAAAAGAAGCGUCGUCGUCACCGUCGCAAUAAUGAUGAAUCAUCAAAGCCUCCAAAAAUUAGAACUUAUUCAACAAAAUCAAUAACUAAUUAUAUUAAACGUACUCAAUCGGGUGAUUCUUCCAUAUUUGAUGGCGAUAACAAUAAUAAUUUAAAAAAAAAUCUCAGCGCAAAUUAUCUCUCGUGGAAUCCAACUAUAGGAAGAAAUUCUACCUUUGUCGAUUUAACUGAACAGCAAAAGGAAGAAUUGGGAGGUGUAGAAUAUAGAGCUAUCAAACUAUUGGUCAAAAUUCUUAUUACUUAUUAUGUCGGUUUCCAUAUAAUGUGCUUAAUUUGUAUUUUACCUUAUAUUUCAACUGUUAAAGACAAAGUUACAUAUAUUCAUGAUUGUGGUGUUUCUGUUCCAUGGUGGGGUUUCUUUACUUCUGCUUCUGUUUUCAACAAUUUAGGUAUGACCUUAACUCCAGAUAGUAUGGUUUCAUUUAGUCAAUCAGCUUAUUUCCUAAUAAUUUGUUCACUCUUUAUUGUAAUUGGCAAUACUGGGUUUCCUAUUCUUUUAAGAUUUAUUAUUUGGGUAUUGUUUAAAUUUGCGCCAGACUUAUCACUUUUUAAAGAAUCUUUGGGUUUUCUUCUUGAUAAUCCUCGUCGUUGUUUCACUUUAUUAUUUCCCAGAGUUCCAACUUUAUGGUUGCUUUUCGUUUUAGUUACUUUGAAUUUAAUUGAUGUGAUUUUAUUUAUUAUCUUAGAUCUUUCAAAUGAAGCCGUUGAAUCUAUUCCCGUUGGUUAUAGAAUUAUUGAUGCAUUUUUUCAAGCUUUUAGUACAAGAACUGCUGGGUUUUCAGUGGUAGAUUUAGCAAAAUUACACCCCUCGGUCCAGGUUAGUUACAUGUUAAUGAUGUAUAUUUCUGUAUUGCCUUUAGCUAUUUCUAUUAGACGUACAAAUGUUUAUGAAGAACAAUCUUUAGGAGUUUAUUAUAGACCUGAUGACCAAAGUGAGAAUGAAGAUCUUGAUAAAAAACCAACUACGUUCAUUGGAACACAUUUAAGAAAGCAAUUAUCUUAUGAUUUAUGGUUUAUAUUCAUUGGUUUAUUUAUAAUAUGUAUUGCCGAGGGAGGGAGAUUAAGUAAUUUAACCCAAACCAGUUUUACAAUUUUCCAAGUUUUAUUUGAAAUUGUUUCAGCAUAUGGUACAGUUGGAUUAUCAUUAGGUUAUCCUGGGGAAUCAACAUCAUUUUCAUCACAAUUCACUACGGUUUCUAAAUUGGUUAUUAUUUGCAUGGUUAUCAGAGGGCGUCAUAGAGGUUUACCAUACGCAAUUGAUCGUGCUAUAACAUUACCAUCUGAAAGAUUACUUAAAAGAGAUGAGGUUCAAGCUAACCAUGUGCUUUCUAGAGGAAAUACUCAUUUGAAUCUCAAUAGUAGAUUGCAUACUAAUAAUACAGCUGCCUGA